AAAGGAACUGUGAGCGCAGGCACACGGCGCCGGUAACCUCAGUGCGCAUCAGGCACCGAGAACGAAGGAAGAAGGGAGGGAAGGAAGGAAGGAGGCAGCCGGCCGGCCCCAGAGACUUCGUGUGCCGGCCAUCGGAGACGGCAGCAGCAGGACAGAGCGCCUCCCUCGCCGGGCACUUCGCAGCGACUGCCGCAUCCGCUCCUGCCAGCACGGACCUCGUGUGGCCAGUCCGCCGCCCAGCCGAUCUCACGGAGCUGAGCAGAGAGAAGUUGAAAGAUGGAGGACGUCGUGAUUGCAGGCAUAGCAGGGAAACUGCCAGAAUCAGAAAAUUUGCAGGAAUUUUGGGAAAACUUGAUCAAUGGAGUGGACAUGGUGACAGAAGAUGACCGAAGGUGGAAACCAGGAGUUUAUGGACUGCCUAAGAGAAAUGGGAAACUCAAGGACAUCAGCAAAUUUGAUGCCUCUUUCUUUGGAGUUCAUCCAAAGCAAGCUCACACAAUGGAUCCUCAACUUCGUCUGCUGUUGGAAGUCUCUUAUGAAGCCAUUUUGGAUGGUGGUCUUAAUCCAGCUUCCCUUCGGGGCACCAACACAGGCGUGUGGAUUGGUGCGAGUGGGUCAGAGGCUGGUGAAGCCUUCAGCACAGACCCCGAACAGUUGCUGGGGUACAGCAUGACUGGCUGUCAACGCGCGAUGCUCGCCAACCGGCUCUCCUACUUCUUUGAUUUCAAAGGACCAAGCAUGUCCAUCGACACAGCGUGUUCCUCGGCUCUCGUUGCUCUGGACAAUGCUUACAAAGCGAUCAGUAGCGGACAGUGUGAAUCAGCCCUUGUAGGCGGAGUCAAUCUUAUCUUGAAACCCAACACUUCUGUGCAGUUCAUGAAGCUUGGCAUGCUGAGUCCUGAAGGGGCCUGCAAGUCCUUUGACGCUUCAGGGAAUGGAUAUUGUCGCUCAGAAGCUGUUGUAGCUGUUUUCCUGACCAAGAAGUCCUUAGCCAAACGGAUUUAUGCUACCAUAGUCAAUUCUGGGUGUAACACUGAUGGAUUUAAGGAGCAAGGUGUCACCUUCCCCUCGGGACUGAUGCAGCAGCAGCUGGUCAGUUCCCUGUACGAAGAGUCUGGGAUUAAGCCUGAAGAAGUGGAGUACGUAGAAGCUCAUGGCACAGGCACCAAGGUUGGGGAUCCUCAGGAAGUGAAUGGCAUUGCCAAUGUCUUUUGCCAAUCGGAUCGACCACCCCUGUUGAUCGGAUCCACGAAAUCUAACAUGGGCCAUCCAGAACCUGCCUCUGGCCUUGCAGCUUUAGCAAAGGUACUUCUCUCUUUAGAACAUGGUCUCUGGGCACCAAACCUUCACUACAGUACUCCUAAUCCAGAUAUUCCUGCCUUACAAGAUGGGCGCAUUGAAGUGGUCACUAAGCCAACCCCCACAAAAGGCCACCUUGUUGGUAUCAAUUCCUUUGGCUUUGGAGGCUCAAAUGCCCAUGUCAUCCUGAGGCCCAACAAGAAGAAACCGGCCCCUCGGGAGACUCCUAGUUUGCCACGACUGGUACAAUGUUGCGGAAGGACUCAAGAAGCAGUAGAGACAUUACUAGAGCAGAGCAGGUAUCUGCAGGAACACUCUGCGUUUGUGAGCAUGCUCAAUGACAUCUCUGGGAUCCCUGGGUCAGCCAUGCCUUAUCGGGGCUAUACGCUGAUCGGCAGUGAGAGUGACGUGAAAGAGGUUCAGAAUAUUCAGUCCUCCGGGAGGCCUCUGUGGUACAUCUGCUCAGGCAUGGGGACCCAGUGGAAAGGCAUGGGUACUAGCCUGAUGAGGUUAGAGCUCUUCCAUCAGUCCAUCCUGCGUUCAGAUGAGGCUCUGAAGGACACAGGUCUGAAGGCAUCCGAACUGCUCUUGAAUGCAGAUGAAAAUACAUUUAAUGAUACUGUUAAUUCAUUUGUUGGACUUGCCGCAAUUCAGAUCGCACAGAUCGAUAUCCUAAAGGCGCUGGGUUUGCAGCCAGAUGGGAUUGUCGGUCACUCAGUUGGAGAGCUGACCUGCGGCUAUGCAGACGACUCCCUGACCCACGAAGAGGCCAUUCGCGCUGCCUAUUGGAGAGGGCGGUGUGUCAAGGAUGCCAAGCUGCCCCAGGGACUGAUGGCUGCUGUUGGUCUGACGUGGGAGGAAUGUAAGCGCAGGUGCCCUACAGGCGUGGUGCCUGCUUGUCACAACUCAGAAGAUACGGUCACUAUUUCUGGGCCUCAGGCUGCUGUGUCCAAAUUUGUAUCCACUCUGAAAGCAGAAGGUGUCUUUGCUAAAGAGGUGCUCAGCGGAGGAGUUGCUUUCCACUCCUACUUCAUGGAAUCAAUUGCACCCGUGCUGCUAAGUGCCCUGCAGAAGGUUAUUCCAAACCCAAAGCCUCGGACAUCUCGCUGGAUCAGCACUUCCAUCCCGGAGUCCCAGUGGCAGAGUGAGCUGGCUCGGAACAACUCUGCUGAGUACCACGUGAACAACCUGGUGAGCCCAGUCCUGUUCCAGGAGGGCCUGAGGCACAUCCCGGAAAACGCCGUGGUUGUGGAGAUUGCCCCGCAUGCCCUUCUACAGGCAAUCCUGAAGAGAUCUUUGAAGCCAACCUGCACCCUUUUACCCUUGAUGAAGAGAGAACACAAAAACAACCUGGAAUUCUUCCUGACCCAUCUUGGAAAAAUCCACCUAACAGGAAUAAAUAUCCUGGCAAACAAUCUGUUUCCACCUGUUGAAUAUCCUGCCCCCAUGGGAACGCCACUCAUUUCUCCUUAUAUUCUGUGGGACCAUAGUCAAACAUGGGAUAUCCCAAAAGCCGAAGAUUUCCCGACAGGCUCUGGGAGUUCUGGAGCAGCAACAGUCUACAACAUUGAUGUGAAUCCCGAAUCACCUGAUUAUUAUUUAAUGGGCCACUGCAUUGAUGGCAGGGUUUUGUACCCAGCCACUGGCUACCUGGUACUGGCCUGGCGCACUCUGGCACGCUCUCUGGGAACCUCCAUGGAAGAAAUGCCUGUCAUGUUUGAAGAUGUUACAAUCCACCAGGCAACAAUACUUCCUAAGAAAGGCUCAGUCCAGCUAGAGGUCAGACUCAUGCCUGCUUCCCAGCUUUUUGAAGUGUCUGGGAAUGGAAAUCUGGCCGUAAGCGGAAAAAUUUGCCUUUUGGAAGACACAGCUCUGAAUAACUUCCGAAACCAGCAAAUCGACAUGGGGACGCAACCAAACACUUGCUCAGAAAUCCGCUUAUCGAAGGGAGACAUUUACAAAGAGCUUCGCCUGCGUGGUUAUGACUAUGGACCAUCAUUCCAGGGACUCUUGGAAUCCAGCAGCAAUGGGAAUACUGGGAAGGUGUUGUGGAACGGGAAUUGGGUGGCAUUCCUUGACACCCUCCUGCAUUUGAUCAUCUUGGGGGAAACGGGGAGAAGUCUACGCUUGCCAACCAGAAUCCGUUCCGUGUGCAUUGAUCCAAAGCUGCACCUACAGCGUGUGCUCAAAUACAGUGAUGAGAGUGAAGCUUUUGAUGCUGCCGUGGACCGUUGCCUUGAUACCAUCACCGCAGGAGCCGUUCAGAUCUCCGGCCUUCACGCAAGUGCAGCUCCUCGGCGACAACAGGAACAGACCCCUCCCACACUUGAGAAAUUUUCCUUCGUGCCCUACAUGGAGAGCGGCUGCUUGUCCUCCAAUGCUCAGCUUCGCUCCAGCUUUGAACACUGCAAAGUGUUGAUCCAGAACUUACAGAAGAAGAUAGCAAAGCAUGGAGUCAAGUUGGCUAUUCCAGGACUAGAGAUGGCAAAGCCCCUCACAAAGAUAGAUCCUGGCCAGAAGGGCCUCCUGUAUAUACUUGCCGAAAUCUGCCGCUUGGAACUAAAUGGAAACCUCCACUCAGAGCUAGAACAGGUCGUGACACGGGAGAAGCUGCAUCUCCAAGAGGAUCCCCUUCUCAAUGGCUUGCUGGACUUUGCUGAGCUGAAGACUUGUGUGGACGUAGCACUGGAGAACAUCACCAGUCGUAGGAUGAAGAUAGUCGAGGCUCUGGCAGGAGACGGACGCUUAUUUUCACGGGUUACAAGCAUCUUAAACACUCAGCCCAUGCUGCAGUUGGACUACACUGCCACCGACCGGAUACCAGAAAUACUGGCAUCAGAUCAAAACCAUUUGCAGGAAAUUGGGGUUUCCAUUGACCAGUGGGACCCAGCCAGCCCUGCUUCUGGAAAUCUGAUGAAUGCUGAUCUUCUGGUGUGCAACAGCUCACUGAACAUGUUCAGGAAUCCAGCAGAGGUACUCUCCAACAUGGCAGCCACAGUGAAGGAAGGGGGUUUUAUCUUACUGCACACUCUUCUGAAGGGAGAAACUCUGGGAGAAAUUGUUGGUUUCCUCACAUCUCCAGACCUACAGGAAAAACAACCAGGUCUCCUGACUCAGGCAGAAUGGGAGGGCCUAUUCAGCAAGGCCGCUCUCCGCCUGGUGGCUGUGAAAAGAUCCUCCUUUGGUGCAGCCAUCUUCUUAUGCCGUCGGCCACUUCCUCCCAAGAAGCCCGUUUUUCUGCCUGUGGAUGAAGCUCAUUACAGAUGGGUGGAGCCUCUGAAGGAAAUGCUAGCAGAAUCUUCUGAAGAAACUGUAUGGCUCACUGCUACCAGCUGUGAUACCUCUGGAGUGCUUGGUAUGGUGAACUGUCUACGGCAAGAAUCUGGGGGACACCGGAUCAGGUGUGUUUUUGUUUCCAACCUGGAUGCAUCUUCUCCCAGACCCUCCACCAGUCCUUCUUCCAAGGAGAUGGAGGAAAUUCUACAGAAGGAUCUGGUGAUGAAUGUUUAUCGGGAUGGAAAGUGGGGGUCCUUUAGACAUCUCCUGUUAAAACAAGCUCAACCUCAAGAAUUGACUGAAUAUGCAUUUGUGAAUGUAUUAACACGUGGAGAUCUUUCCUCUCUGCGCUGGAUUGCUUCCCCACUACGCCAUUUCUACACAACCAAUCCGAAUGUCCAGCUUUGCAAAGUCUAUUAUGCAUCUCUCAAUUUCCGUGACAUUAUGCUGGCUACAGGAAAACUCUCCCCAGAUGCCAUCCCAGGAAACUGGACACUGCAGCAAUGCAUGUUGGGAAUGGAAUUCUCAGGAUGUGACCCAGCAGGAAAAAGAGUGAUGGGGUUGCUACCAGCCAAAGGACUAGCUACAGUGGUGGACUGUGAGGAGAAGUUCCUGUGGGAAGUGCCACAAAACUGGACGCUGGAAGAAGCCGCUUCUGUGCCUGUGGUAUAUGCCACUGCUUACUAUUCCUUGGUGGUUCGAGGAGGCAUGAGGAAGGGCGAGUCUGUGCUCAUUCAUUCAGGCUCAGGCGGUGUGGGCCAAGCAGCCAUUGCCAUUGCCCUCAGCAUGGGCUGUCGUGUCUUCACGACCGUAGGCUCUAAAGAGAAGCGUGAAUAUCUCCAAAAAAGAUUCCCCCAGCUUGAUGCAAACAGCUUUGCCAGUUCAAGAAAUACUUCCUUUGAGCAACAUGUGCUGAAGAUGACCAAUGGGAGAGGUGUUGACCUGGUAUUAAACUCCUUGUCAGAAGAGAAGCUCCAGGCCAGCCUCCGUUGCCUUGCUCGACAUGGGCGCUUCCUGGAAAUAGGCAAAUACGACCUGUCCAACAACAGUCCCCUUGGAAUGGCUCUUUUCCUGAAGAAUGUGGCUUUUCAUGGAAUCCUGCUAGAUGCCAUUUUUGAAGAGGGCAACCAAGAGUGGGAGAUUGUGUCAGACCUGCUAAAGAAGGGCAUAAGAGAUGGUGUGGUAAAACCUCUGCGGACUACGGUGUUCAACAGAGAAGAGGUAGAAGCAGCCUUCAGAUAUAUGGCACAAGGAAAACACAUUGGAAAAGUUGUGAUCAAGGUCCAUGAAGAAGAGGAGAAAUGUCCCACAAAGGAAACUAAGCUAACCCAGCUCCCCGCCAUCUCCCGAACGUCUUGCCCACCACAUAAGUCCUAUAUUAUCACUGGAGGCCUUGGGGGAUUUGGGCUGGAACUGGCUCAGUGGCUGAUAGAAAGAGGUGCCAAGAAGCUUGUACUGACAUCUCGUUCUGGUAUCCGAACAGGUUACCAGGCUAAACGAGUUCAAGAAUGGAAACAGCUUGGGAUCCAAGUUCUGGUAUCGACCAGUGAUGUUGGGACUCUUGAUGGGGCGCAGUGCUUGAUACAAGAAGCUUCUCAGCUUGGGCCUGUUGGGGGCAUCUUCAACUUGGCCAUGGUCUUGAAAGAUGCUAUGCUGGAAAAUCAGACCCCAGAACUUUUCCAUGAAGUCAACAAACCCAAGUACUUAGGCACACUUAAUCUGGACCAAGUAACCCGUCAAAAUUGCCCAGAACUGGACCAUUUUGUUGUUUUCUCUUCAGUAAGCUGUGGAAGAGGAAAUGCUGGGCAGAGUAACUAUGGUUUUGCCAACUCCACCAUGGAGCGCAUCUGUGAACAGCGACAGCAUGAUGGGCUUCCAGGCCUAGCUGUCCAAUGGGGUGCUAUUGGUGAUGUGGGUGUCGUCUUAGAGACAAUGGGCAGCAAUGAUACUGUGAUUGGGGGAACUCUACCCCAGAGGAUCAACUCAUGCCUGGAGGUUUUGGACCACUUCCUCAACCAGCCUCACCCAGUCAUGUCCAGUUUUGUCCUAGCUGAAAAGGUCUUGACGAAAAGUGACGGGGGUAACCAGCGAGACCUUGUGGAAGCGGUCGCUCAUAUUCUUGGUGUUCGUGAUGUAAACAGCUUGAAUGCCGACACCUCCCUAGCUGAUCUGGGCUUGGAUUCCUUGAUGGGGGUAGAAGUACGCCAAACCCUGGAGAGGGACUACGAUAUUGUCAUGUCCAUGAGAGAUGUUAGAUUGCUUACCAUUAACAAACUACGGGAGUUUUCUUCCAAAGCUGGCAUCACAGACACCUUAUCCCAGGAGACGAAAGGUGGUCAAGCUGAGCCACCCAAACUGAACUUGAAUAACCUGCUGGUCAAUCUGGAUGGACCAACCGUGGUGCCGCUCAAUGAGGUGAAGAGUGCUGAGCCUCCUCUCUUCCUCAUCCACCCCAUUGAAGGAUCCAUCACAGUUUUCAACACCUUGGCCUCUAAGCUGCGCAUACCAAGCUAUGGACUUCAGUGCACCAAAGCUGCUCCCUUGGACAGUAUACAGAGCCUAGCAUCUUAUUACAUUGACUGCAUAAAACAGGUGCAGCCCGAAGGCCCCUACCGGAUUUCUGGAUAUUCCUUUGGUGCUUGUGUAGCCUUCGAAAUAUGCUGUCAACUCCAAGCUCAACAGAAUCCCUCCCAUUUACCCAACAGCCUCUUCCUGUUUGAUGGUUCUCAUUCCUAUGUCGCAGCACACACACAGAGCUACAGAGCCAAGCUGACUCCAGGGAAUGAGGCUGAAGCAGAGACUGAAGCUUUGUGUGCCUUUGUACAGCAGUUCACUGGCGUGGAAUACAGUAAGUUGCUGGAGAUUCUUCUGCCUCUCCCGGAUUUGAAGGCUCGUGUAAGUGCGGCUGUGGACCUCAUAAUGCAGAAUUACAAAGACCUAAGCCAUGAGGCGCUCAGCUUUGCUGCGGCUUCUUUUUACCACAAACUGAAGGCAGCCGACAAGUAUGUGCCAGAGUGCAAGUAUCAUGGCAGUGUGAUGCUCCUAAAAGCAAAGACCCACAAUGAGUACGGAGAAGGUCUUGGAGGAGACUACAAACUUUCAGAGGUCUGCGAUGGGAAAGUUUUUGUCCAUGAUGUUGAAGGGGACCAUGUAACCAUCCUGGAGGGAGACGGUGUCGAGUCGAUUAUUGGGAUCAUUCACAGCUCACUAGCAGAACCUCGGGACAGUGUUUGAGAGGACUAGAUACUUCAGAAACUCUGCUAUAAUUGCUAGAGAAAAUCCAGAGCAACCCCAAGGAACUCUUCCUGUCCUCCGUCAUACCAUCUGCUCUGCAGCCAAAACUAGGAAGCCCUAUUGACCAGCAUGUGUGUGUGUCUCCCCCUUUUUCUCUCUCCAGUGCAAUGACAGCUUUGUUGCACUGUCACAUGGACUACGCUGAUGGCAGCAAUGUACACCGUUUGGCAGUAUGGAAAAAAUUAGGAGCAGGCUCAUGUGUGUGUUGUGCUAUGUAUUGUAUUGUAUUGUAUUGUUGUGUAGAAGUUUAACCAAGCCCAGUGAUCCUAGAGGGAAACUGCAGCUGAUUUCGGAGACCCAUUUGUCUGUGAAGAGUCAAUCUGCAGCAGUAUCACUAACUUAAUUCCAUUGAGGCUUUUUUUGGUAACUAUUUUUGAUUUGAAAUAUUCUAGGUAUUUAUUGCAUCUUUACUUUUACAAGGGGCUCUGCGUUUUACUUUGUUACUGACUAAAUGAAAAGGGCAAAAUACUCAAAAAACUGUGGCUUUCCCCCUGCUGGUUGGUUGCCUCUUUUUAUUUCAAGCAAUAUUCCUCUUUAGAACUAUAUCUAUAGAACAGAAGGUGGAUUCCCAGCAUAAGCAGCCCCUUUCUCUGCAGGAAGAUCGGAUUGGCUUCUGCGAUACUGCAGCAGAAGGGAGGGCUUGGUACUUUUGAGCAUAUGCACUUCUUUCCAGGCAUGGGGGUCAAAAUGCUAGCUGAUUUCCUGCAUUCCUCUAAAAAAUGCAUUGAUCAGGCAUGCACAGACAUUUCUGUGCUUGAUACAUUCAUUUUUCAAAUGCUUUCAGUCCAGCAUCCUCAUCCCUUCACUUGCAAUUUGAAAGAUUAAGUGUGAUUCAGACUUCACAUAGCUUCCUGUGGACAAGAUCCUGAUUUAAUCUUCCCAACAGCUCACCCAUCUCACACCUUCAUCCUUUCAAAACAACAAAGCACUGUAGCAAUGGCUCCCUAAAACUCCUAAAAACAAACAGAAUGAGUCUGUUUUUGGCUUCUUCUCGAUUGGCUGUGCUUCUAGGGGAAUCAGUGUGUCUGUGCUGCACCAAUGAUACAGAGGAGGACCACUGAGCGACCAGCAUCAAGCAGGAGUGCUGUGCCUCUCCAAAUUGCUUUGAAGUCCUUUUCCCAUGCUGGAAUAGUUUACCAGCACCGGAGGGCAUUGCAACUGCACACAAUUUCCAUGUUUGCUGGUGGCGAAUUGGCUGUGCCAUUCUCUGUGGACCUGCAGCAAGGUGACUGGUUUUAGUGCUUAAUUUUAAGGGGGAAACCCUUUGAAAUCUGAAAUGUUAAAAUGACAUUUUCAGAUCAGUUAUCUUUCUUUCUUUCUUUCUUUCAUUUUUACAUUCCUAUGAAGAAAAAGGCCUGGGGUGACCUUCCUUCUGUGGCUCUCCUGGAAUUAAAUGCAACUUAAAUACUGCCA
Molecule: messenger RNA, 9282 nt
Organism: Varanus komodoensis (Komodo dragon)
Lineage: Eukaryota; Metazoa; Chordata; Lepidosauria; Squamata; Varanidae
Gene: FASN
Product: fatty acid synthase
Exons: 43
Coding region: 277-7809 (2510 amino acids)
Biological process (GO): fatty acid biosynthetic process
Cellular component (GO): cytoplasm
Molecular function (GO): fatty acid synthase activity; 3-oxoacyl-[acyl-carrier-protein] synthase activity; oxidoreductase activity
Source: RefSeq, a predicted model, not a curated record